Rotaria sp. Silwood2 is the source of this 477-nucleotide messenger RNA. NCBI's taxonomy places the organism in Eukaryota, Metazoa, Rotifera, Eurotatoria, Philodinida, Philodinidae. The record is from the annotation of a GenBank genome assembly.
AUGCAAUCUCAAGUUGAAAAUCAGCGAUCAACACAAUGGGUCAAUCUUCUUGUUGAUUUUCAUGUUUAUAUAAUACAAAAACGAAUUUGGAAAAAUUGUCAACCUUUAGCUGAAAAUGAAGUAAUGAAACAUGUUAUAUCAGCAGGUUUUGUUUAUGUUGCUGAAAGUUUAACUCUUGAUGAACUUCGUCAAUAUAUUAUUGAUAUUUGUGAUGAAGAAAAUUAUAUUCCGAAAAAAAAUUUAUCGUCAAAGUACAAUGCCACGCCCGAAAUUUAUAUAGUUGAAGAAUAUCAUAAUGAUGAUUCAUCUAUAUUAAAACAGAGAAUAGAUUGUUUAUUACGAAAAUCAUCGAUAAGUAAAUCUUUAAUUAGUUCACAAAUUUGGAUAAAACCAAUGGAUGGAUCAUCAUUAAUUUAUUCAUUAUUUAAUCAUUAUCAAUUGCCACAAAACCUCACUGUUCCUCGUACACUUUCCUAG